Molecule: messenger RNA, 4827 nt
Organism: Amoebophrya sp. A120
Lineage: Eukaryota; Dinophyceae; Syndiniales; Amoebophryaceae
Source: the annotation of a GenBank genome assembly
AUACCAACCAGCCUUCGCGAGUGUGCUUGCAGCAUCGUUGACUUCUGAUGUAGCAUUCGUUACUCAAGAGCAUGACUUAAAGCAGAUUUAUACAAUAGAAUGCGCCGACAUGACCGAACAAGCCAUUCAUAUUGCAAGCUGAAUUCUAUUUGAAAAUUUGCUACGAUCAUCCAACAAGGAGCCGCUCGGCGCGACAGAAAUAUGUGCCGCUUUUUCUUUCACAGCGUGCUGCUCGCGGGCCUCCUGUUCAGCAGUCAGGAGAGCGAUGCAGUUACGCUUUCCACCCGGAGGACAUUAGGUGGUACAACAAGCAACGGCCCGCUGAGGAGCAAGUUCGCACCACGACACCAUCGAGCCGUGGUACCUCCGCACUCAGCGAAGACCAUGAGCAGAUUCAAAAGCAGAGAGUUGUACUCGCCGGAGGUGCUGGCACAGCUGGGAGCGUAUGACGACGUCGCGCUGCUGCUUCACCAUAAUCCGACCUUCGGAGCAGGAGGACCUGCUGGGUUAGACAAGGACAUGGAUACUAGCAUGGCUCCUUCUGGUGGUAAAAGUAUAACAACGACAACGUCGAACGAAGGAGCUGCAGGGGGAAGCGCAAGUGGCAGCAACGGGGCACUGGGAAGUGGAGCUGGAGAUUUGCUGAUGAACGCAAAUAAUGAGCAACUGAUUUCACCUAGGGCUAGGCCCACAAAUUAUAACUCGUCGAACCACAACCAGGACCAGCACAACAAUCAAAACCCGACUCCGGGCAACAGCAUUAUGACCCAGACGGCCGAGAUGUUUCUGAGAUUGCAUGAGGAUUUGGUGUUAUUGUUCACCUGCGGAAUUAACGGGCGUGUGAAGCGACUGCACCACAAGUCCCUCCUCGCGUCCCGCACCAUGGAGAACCGGCAGAGUGGUCCUGCAAAUAACGGUCCAACAGACGACGACUUUGACACGAUUCUGGACAACAUUGUAGCUGCCGAGCUAGCGCAGCAAGUAGAUGACCCUCAACUACUGGCGAACAGCUUGCGCCUGGCCCGGCGGGCGGAGCAGCGGCUGAGGCGGUGUCCGCAACAAAGAUUACAUGAAUACCGGGUCAUAUUGAAGAAGAGUCUGGAGAACGGGAUUCCGAAGACGGAUGCAGAGGUGCAGGCCUAUUUGCGGGAUGCACGCGAAUCGUGGAUCGCCAUGGGAGGAACUUCUACGGGUGGUGCUUACGAAGAUCAUGUGUUGGGGGACGAGCCGCCGGAAGUGAGGGCAGAACAUGAUUUCGCACAACGCUUCGACGUGGUUGACGACUACUUCGCAGCGCUCGGAACGAACAGACCGGGGAGCAGACCGGUGACUGACGGUGGUGUCGUUGCUCCUGGCAAUGCACAUGCAAGUCGGCAAAAUCACGUCCCAAUCAUCACACCCAGAACUAAUCUCAGCUUCAUCGGCGGCGCGGCUGAUGCGGUCGUCGAGCUGGCUGAGGAUGCAGGCUUGAUUGGAGCGACCGCCGGUGGUGCCGCAGCGAGUGGCGCGAGUAAUGCUGUUGAUUACAAUGCGAAUGCAAAUGCCACCGGUGCACCAGCAUCAUGCACUGCAUCCUUCUGCGAACGACUGAACGCCACUUGCCGAAACAUUUCCGGCGUCAACACUUCUUUUAACAACUACCCCGAAGAUGAUCCGAACCAGAGUUCUCUCAUCCGGGCAACGAAGGCCACCAGCGGGAGCCAGCCGCAGUCCAAUGCGACGAAGCACAAUCUGCAGUUUCCCAUGUCGACGAAGGAGUUGGGUGAGUUAGUAGACACGGGUUUGCUAACCAGCGCGAAAAUCAUCGCCUCGCCGAUACAACUAUCCGGGUUGGGAAACAUGUUGGUGUCCGCACAGGACAAAUCGAAACUUUUUCACUGGGCCUUGAUCCUGCAGUUUCGCACAUCCACGGGGAUUUUCUCCCCGGUCUUCACGCAAGAAAGGGAAGACGUGGAAAUGAAGGACCCUAUGGUCGGGGAGUCGCGUUAUUUGCUGAGCCAGGCAGACGUCGCCAAGAUGUUGGAGGAGAAAAGGCAGGAGGAGGGUGGUUCACUGCGAGAUGAACUACAGACGGAGAGUGUUCAGCCUGCUUGUUCCGCCUCCAUUUCUGCUACUGGUGCUGGGAAAGAGGAACAUGAACAUGGAGAUGCAACAACUGGCGUAACAAGUGCAACAACUCUCCCCGCUGUUCCUGUCGCACGUUCCGAAGAGCUGCUACAGGAACCAGGCACCGACGAAUCGGACAAUGGUUUGUUGGACGGAGAGGACGCGGUCUUGGUUACCACCGAAGAAAUUUCAGAGAAGCUGCGGGACCUGCGCAUUCGGUCCAACUCGACCUGCUCGACUGUGGCAACCAGCACGGACUACAAUUGUCGCAGCCGAUCCAACUCGAUCCUGCUUGGGCAGGCGCAAUCAGGUGCUGCUGCGAUGGGGAGUGACGAAGCUACUUUUGAAUCUGCCUCCCCGCCGCCGGUAGAGCCGAUUCCGGAGCAUCGGGAGCUCGCAGGAGCUCCGGCACCGCCUAAGGCGUUCAGCACAAAAAUGACGGAGGCGAAGUUGAAGGAGAGUAAGAACGAAAAAGAACCGUUGGAGCAAAACGAAGAACAAUUCAACGAUGAUUUGAACACGACCCUCCCCCGUAGCAUCGAGGAUUUUGAGCAGAUUGAAGAAGAGAUCAUUAGUGUCAGAAUCGAGAAGCUCGCUUCUGGCGAGGUGGUCGUCACGAGGUCGCCACCGCACGGCUGUAGGAAGGACACCACCGUGAAGAAAAACGCCGAUCCGCGGUUUUCCUGGCAACAGAGCCGGAUUCAAAGGGAGAUGGAGAAGAAGGAGGAACAGGAAUUUCUCCAGCGCGCGGAGGCUUUCGAGACCGAUUUUCUGCACUACCCCCAGGCGAAGGAAGUCACGCCGAUGGAGUGGCUGCCGCCGUAUUUAAGCCGGAAUUUGCGGUACGAUGGCGUGCGACUCGAUAAGAAAAAGUUCUUCACCUGGUUUCUGCAGGAAACAAAGAUCGCCGGGUACUUCAAAGAGCCUGAGCUGCCACAAGAGAUGCCAAGUUGUAUCUCCUCCGCUGCAGCUAUCGAUGCGCUUUCAUUUGGUGAAGAAGAAAUUGAGAUGGACAGACUACCGGAUCUCAUCCGCCAGGUGGCGCAGCAGGGGAAUCAUGACAAGAGCCAAGGACAAGGAACAAACGGUAGUCCUCACCCGCAGCAGCAACAGCAGCAGCGUAAUAAAGACACCGCCCCACAAAGCAACGGUUGCUACCAUAUGGCGCACAACAGUUGCCAGCAUCUAGUCUACCGGUUUUUCCGGGACGUGUUGCAACUGGCUUCCAUCGGUCCCAAGUGUUACUCUCCGAACUGUGUAGCCUCUUCCCCGCUGGAGAUGUUCCGGGCGCGGAAACGGGUUUGCGGCUGCAGUGGGCGGGACAUGGAUAAAACGAUGCAAGAGUUGAUAACAGAACAAAUGCCGGAGUUAUUCGCGCCGUGGGAUAGCUGCUGUUCUCCUGAUGCACCAACUACUUCUGUAGUUGCUCCUUACAGCCCACCCACAGGAGCAGGGAGGAGUCGAGAGAAAAAGAAACUCUCUGCCCGCGGACGGUCUGUAAGGAACACAGCAGAACUACGAGCACCACGCGAAGAAGAAGAAGAACCAUACGACGCUUCGGGCAGCGACAUGGCCGAGACGAGUGAUGAACAGAUUAGCAGUGCCGCCGCGGACGAGGAUAAAGAUUCUGACUCAGCCUCAGGAGAGACACCUUUCUCCAGCGAUGACGCUCAACAGCAAGUAGACCGGCCCUUUUCUGUCCCCGUUCCUCCCGAGCAACACGCGCAGUUCGACCGAGAAAACCCGCAGGUGGCGGAAUUUUUAGCCAAAAAUGACAAACGACCGAUGAAAAUGCAAAGAACCCUCUCAAAGUCCAGGAUGCGGGCCGUAAGACUCGCGAACAGGAAGCUGCGAGAGAUGCGUCGCGAGCGGAUACAGCAGACCAGAAGGUGGAAUGGAACUGGAAGCGCAUCGAGGGUGAUGCCGCAGGAAUACCAGCGUAGAAGGUCUUGUGUGCAGCACACAACUAUUCAGCACACGCCUAGAUGCAUGAUCCACUGCGAACCCAUCGCGCGCUCAACGAGCCCCGCGAUUCUCUCUGCGUCCUUCGGCAUUCCCUGCUCAUCCGCCACAGCCGGAUUCGAGAAAGAUGAUGAGGGGCGAAAGCGAUGCAACGACCUUUUCGAGGACUUCCAGUUGCAAGUCUACGAAGCCUACAACGAGAAGAAAGACCCCCCACUGUUCAUGGGAAAAACACCGCGAAACGAACGGGGAGCCAGGUUGUUGUACUGACACUGAGGUACUUUGAGAAGAAUAAUUUCUUCCGAAACCACUACCAGCAUCUGAUGAAAAAUAAACUUUCACCCAGAAGAAAAAAAAACCGUUUCCAUGUUGCCGUUUUGGAUCCUUUUGAUCAUUUUGAAGCUAGAAAGGACUAAACACUCUUCGCAUCAUCUGUCGAAACGAAUACAACUCAAUACAAAAAUUAGAAGCAAGUAGCUUUUCCUUUUUCACAUUAAGCCUUUUUUCCGACCACAAAAACACAUCAUACAUACUACUGCUUAGGGUUACGUUGAGAAUACAGUUCCGAAUUCUAUCUUUUCGAAAUUUACCGGUCGAGGUCAUUGUACUUCGUUCGCGUUUACAAUACUGAAAAUGAAUAACCACUCCGUCUAAUGUGUAAGAUUCCAUUGCCGCUGCGUACUGACAAUUUUCACAACUUGUCUGUCUGCCCAAAAAUGUACGGAGUUAAUGACGAUUGGCACAAUUGAGAAUCAAAAU